Messenger RNA from Tachyglossus aculeatus (Australian echidna), 1610 nucleotides. RefSeq names its product BPI fold-containing family B member 4-like. The record is from RefSeq and is a predicted model, not a curated record. Lineage: Eukaryota; Metazoa; Chordata; Mammalia; Monotremata; Tachyglossidae. Bases 1 to 1389 code for a protein of 462 amino acids. Gene Ontology annotation, molecular function: lipid binding. The transcript is spliced from 15 exons.
AUGUUGGGGUUCUUCUGGCUGGUACUGGGGUGCAGCCGGCUCGGCUGGGCGCAGAGCGGGCCCGAACCCGGGCCCGGGGUCCUCUACUCUGUCAGCCGAUGGGAAAUUCAAAACGUGUGCAGGGAUCUGGUCAGGAGGGAUGGGCAGCUGGAGAAUCAGUUCAAGACGAUGCAGCUUCCUGACAUCACCCGCGGCAGCGGGAUCCUCCUGCCUCUGCUGUCAAUCACCAAUUUGAAAAUCCUCUCGAUCCGGUUCCUCGAAAUCGCAGUGAAGUUACAGCCGCCGCUGGGAGUCCGGCUGGUGGUCCACUUGAGGCUCAACAUCAACGGCAACUGCCUGCUGAACCUCGUGUCCGGGCUGGUCGAUAUCUCCGUGGAUCUGAGGGUGGACGUCCGAGUCCGGCUGGGAGACGUCUCGGCCGGGAGCAUCCUCUUCGUCUCCGACGGAUGCGAUCCCCUCAUCGCGGCCGUCGGUGUCAACCUCCUCUCUGGAAUACUUCCUAUCCAAGCCCGAAUCUUAAUUUCAAAUAACAUCCGGGAAACGCUUCCAAUUUUGGCCUGCCCCGUGCUGAAUGACGCUUUGAUUCGGACUAAUUCCCAGAUGUUUGGCCCGGCGAACUCGCUGGCCUCUCUGGGCACCGCGGGCACCAUCCAGUACAUCCUCGCUCAGCAGCCCCAGAUGACCGGGCAAACCCUGAGCCUCCGCCUGAAUGUGUCUGUCCGCAGACUGGGAGGAGCCUUGGUCAGUUUUCCGGUCACUUCGAUUCCACCCACCCUGCCAGGCCUGCAGGGCAAAGCGUUCUCCAUGGGCAUCUGCCAGGACUUCCUUUCGGCCGCCCUCUCCGUCCUCAUCAACUUCCCUCCUCAGACGUUCGCGUGCGCCCAGCAGAAAUUUCCCGCCUGCGGCCAGUUGAAGAACACGAUUUCUGCCCUGGCCCCAUCGGCGUGCUCCUCUUGCCCAGCGGCUUCUCCGCUGACCCUGAGGAUCUCCCUGUCCGGCUCCGUCUCAGUCCUGCUGGAGGAGGGCGAGGCUUCGGUCAAGUUGUGCGUGGUCAUCCAGAUGUUCACCCGCAAGACGGACGGCAGCCUCUUCACCCUUCUGGUUCUCAAGGCGAACCUGAAUCUAAGGGCCCGUUUUACUAUUUCUGGGAGUAAACUGAUGAUUGCCGUUACCCUGGAAAGCUCCUCCCUGCUCUUGGUAUCGUCUUCCAUCGGCAACAUCCCGGUGUUGGAUCUCGUGCCGCCGAUCAAUAAGCUGCUAGCGGAUGUCCUGGUUCCCAAGAUCGACGGUUGCCUGGACGCAGGAAUCCCUCUCCCCGGCAUCCUGGGCAUCAAGUUGGUGGGUUUGGACCUCCGAAUCCUCCAGGGGAUGGUGUUGGUGACUGUGUGAAGGAGGAUACGCAGCUGGAAGAAGAAGGGAUGAUGGUCAGCGCUUCUUGGCUCUGGAGAGGAGGAAGAAAAGACUCUCCUCAUCCCCCCUGCCUCAGUUUCUCCUCCGUCCUUCAGGAAGCCAGUAAGAUGAAUCCCAGAAGGGAAAGCGCCCCCUUUUUCCUGACCCCCACCCCCAAUUCCUUUCUAGAUGGAAGCAGCACAUGAUGGGAAGGGGGUGGG